Messenger RNA from Ornithodoros turicata, 1033 nucleotides. RefSeq lists its product as uncharacterized. NCBI's taxonomy places the organism in Eukaryota, Metazoa, Arthropoda, Arachnida, Ixodida, Argasidae. Gene Ontology annotation, cellular component: plasma membrane. Gene Ontology annotation, biological process: protein processing. The record is from RefSeq and is a predicted model, not a curated record. The transcript has 2 exons. Gene Ontology annotation, molecular function: metalloendopeptidase activity. The coding region runs from base 17 to 1033 and encodes 338 amino acids.
AGAGCCUAACAGAACCAUGAGCAGUCCUACGCCUGACCCUCGAAGCUGGACGCCAUCACCGGAGAGGACCACAUCGCCUUCGACAGAUAACCGGCCGACCAAGACCCACAUCAACCCUUUCGUGUGCCUUAUCAUCAUUGUGGUCUUGGUCGUUGUCAGCGCUGGCUUUGCACUUGUCACCAUGCGAAAGGCAGAGUACGCCGCAAAAUUGGCCCAGGACCCCGUUUGCCGAAGCCGCGACUGCCUGGAGCACGCUUCCCACCUUAAGGUCUCCAUCAACAGCAACGUCAAUCCCUGCAAGAACCUCUACAACUACGUCUGCGCUUUCUGGUACAGAGACUACAGCUACAAGGACCCCAAAGACAUUGAGGCCAUGCUCUCCGACAACAUCCUCCACACCCUUACCUCUGGGAAAUUGGACUUGCAGAGCAAAGCUGUAGCCAGGGCCUUCACAGUGUUCCAAUCGUGCAUUCACAGGAAGGACGACCUGGACGCUUUCAAGCGAUUCACCACAGACAUGAGAAUCCCAUGGCCCGAAGAACCAUUUCGUGAAGCCAAUGCUCUGGACGUCCAUUUGCAGCUUCUCAUCCGCUGGAGGAUCUCUUUCCUGUUUAGUAUCAAAGUGAUUCCAUCAACAAAUAACAAAGAGCCCGUUCUAGUCAUAUGGAGAGCCAUGGAGGUGCAAUCAUGGAAGCAACUCCGUAAUGGUGAGGCCGGCACGGUAUCGCAGUUCGCUGCAAGGGUGCGGCAGUUCGCCCAUGCCUUAGGACACAGCGAGAACUUCAGUGACAGCUACGUCCAUCAGCUGCAAAAGGAUGAACUGAACGUCAUGGGGCUUGUGGAAAGCGGAAGGAAGUCACCGUUUUCAGAGCAUUUCUUCGGUCUUCGGCUCCUCCAGAAUUACACAAGAGGCAUCACUACCGAGGAAUGGGUCACUUUCAUCAACAGGAACUUGCCACCUGAAUUACAUCUUACCACCGACGGUGUUAGUCCACAGCCUUCCAGUGCUACACAUGCUCGGCAGAAUACUUGA